AUGACGAUCAGGGCAUUGGAGAAGGUGUCUGUCGGCCAGAAUGGCGUUGGCGCCUUCAUUCUACAAUGCAAGAGAAUGGACAUUCACUACUGCGACUAUUCCGGCAGCUCAAGAGGGAUGAAUGCUUUUAUUAAAUCCCAGCUAGCGAAGUUCGCUUCGACGCAUCCUCAGAUCGAAUUCGCCGUCUCCCCACGUCCGCGCAAACACCCCGUCCUCACCGGCCACUACAUCAACGGCAAACACAAGUCCAUAUGCGUCAAGAACAUGGACUCGCUACAAAUACUGAAGAAGGCCGAGUUGUUACGGGAUGCCAGCGGGGAGAAGAUCAGGAAAGUCAACAAGCCCAUCACGAGUAUUACCGAGAGUGUCAGGGGUGUCUGGAGUCCAUACCACGGGAAGGGAAUGGCAGUGUAA
Molecule: messenger RNA, 414 nt
Organism: Anthostomella pinea
Lineage: Eukaryota; Fungi; Ascomycota; Sordariomycetes; Xylariales; Xylariaceae
Source: the annotation of a GenBank genome assembly